ACAAAAGUCUUCUUGUCCUCCUCUGCUUGGCUCCACAUCCUUUAUCUCUGCCUCUCUCUCUCUCUGAGACUGGAAAGCUUCGUCACUCCCUCUGAAGUACAUAGCUCGAUCUCAAUCGCUCAAUUCUCUGUUCUAACCACCAAAUAUUUCCCUUAAGAAAUGCCGAAGUGCUUCAGCUUCGCUGUCGCGGGGAACUGGUGCUACCGCUACGCCUUCUCCAACGCCGGCCUCCGGUCCACCACAACGGACCUCGGCGACGGUACCGUCAUGCACUGUUGGGUCCCCAAGCUCCACAGCCAGUCCAAGCCCAACCUCCUUCUCAUCCAUGGUGUCGGCGCCAACGCAAUGUGGCAGUGGAACAACUUCAUCUCAUCGCUCACCCCUCACUUCAACGUCUACGUCCCGGACCUGGUCUUCUUCGGGGACUCCUACUCGACCCGUUCCGAACGCUCCGAGGCCUUCCAGGCCCGGUGUGUGAUGGCUGUGAUGGAGGCCCAGGGGUUAGUGAAGACGAUGAGCGUGGCUGGGAUAAGCUACGGCGGGAUUGUGGCAUACAGCAUGGCGGCGCAGUUUGGGGAGAGGGUGGAACGGUUGGUGCUGUGCUGUGCCGGGGUUUGCAUGGAAGAUAAGGACAUGGAGGAGGGUAUGUUCCAGGUGAAGAACGUUGACGAAGCUAUUAGUAUUCUGCUGCCGCGGAGUCCGGAGAAGAUGAGGGAGUUGAUGCGACUCACGUUUGUUAAGCCUAAUUUCAAAGCCGUGCCGUCAUGCUUUCUCAACGAUUUCAUCCAUAUGAUGUGUUCAGAACAAUUUCAAGAGAAGAAAGAAUUGAUUCAAGCAUUGCACAAGGAUAGAAAAUUGUCUGAUCUUCCCAAGAUUACCCAGCCAACGCUAAUCAUCUGGGGAGAGAAAGAUCUGGUAUUCCCGCUGGAAUUGGCACACAGAUUGAAAAGGCUUGUGGGUGAGAAUGCAAAACUAGUGAUCCUAAAAAAUGCUGGGCAUGCAAUCAACAUUGAGAAACCCAAAGAGAUGUGCAAGCUCAUGAAAUCUUUCCUCAUCGACCCACUUCCUUCACCUAAGCAAGUGAGUCACAGCAAUGGCCGCAAGGUGGACUGAAAGUUUUACCAGUGAAGUUGAAGAGAAUUCGAGUAGGUGAUUUCUCAGUCGAGCAUCAGUCUCGAGAUGGGUGGUGUUGUGUGGAUAACAUGGAUGAUAUGAAGUUAAAUGUGUAAGUAUUCAUUAUUUUUAUGUAGACGAUAUAGCUAAAAUCAUAGCAUUGCAGCAAAGGACGAGAUGAUCAUGUCGAUCACUAUCAAGAAAGUUAAGCUUAGAAGAUGAUUUCACUAGACUUGCAGAGGACAGUUAAGCCCUUGGUUUGAAACUUUGUAUCUAAGAAAGCCGAGGAUAUAUUAUCUUGGAAAAUGUUUUUGAUCUUUAA
Juglans regia (Persian walnut) is the source of this 1435-nucleotide messenger RNA. RefSeq names its product monoacylglycerol lipase abhd6-A-like. Gene Ontology annotation, molecular function: catalytic activity. Lineage: Eukaryota; Viridiplantae; Streptophyta; Magnoliopsida; Fagales; Juglandaceae. Bases 160 to 1113 code for a protein of 317 amino acids. The record is from RefSeq and is a predicted model, not a curated record. The transcript is spliced from 4 exons.